ACAAAAAAAAAUAAUACUUCAUCAAAAAAUAUCUCCCUAGUAAAACAAUAUUUUAAUUUUCAUUUAUUUAAAAUAAAAUAAAAUAUAUAAUUAUCAUAGUAUGUUUAAUUUCAACUUUAAUUUGUACUGCCAGUAUCGGUAAACAACACCAAACACAAAAAGGUCAAUAGUGUUUGUGAUUCAUCAGAUCGAAAUUGGCGCCCCUUUUUCCUGUCCCUUGGCCUUUCCUCACAUUUCUCUCGCACGCAUUUUCCAUCGGAAAAGAUAUUGAAAAGAAAAUAUCCAGGUUCUUAAUCGGUGUCAAAUGUCGUUGCGUAGGCGAACAUUGCUCAAAGUCAUCGUCCUCGGCGACAGCGGGGUGGGUAAAACAUCGUUGAUGAACCAAUAUGUGCAUAAGAAAUUUAGUCAGCAGUACAAAGCUACAAUUGGCGCAGAUUUUGUCACCAAGGAACUUCAAAUAGAUGAUCGCCUCGUCACUCUUCAAAUUUGGGACACUGCUGGUCAAGAGAGAUUUCAAAGUCUUGGAGUUGCAUUUUACAGAGGCGCAGAUUGCUGUGUUUUGGUAUAUGAUGUGAAUGUAAUGAGGUCUUUUGAUACUCUUGACAACUGGCAUGAAGAAUUUCUCAAGCAGGCUAACCCACCUGACCCGAAGACAUUUCCGUUUGUAUUACUAGGAAACAAGAUUGAUAUAGAUGGUGGCAAUAGCAGAGUGGUUUCUGAGAAAAAAGCGAAAGAAUGGUGUGCAUCAAAAGGGAAUAUACCUUACUUUGAGACAUCAGCAAAAGAGGACUACAAUGUUGAUCCUGCAUUCUUUUGUGUCGCAAAGGCUGCUUUAGCGAACGAGCAUGACCAAGAUAUAUACUUCCAGGAAAUGCCAGAGACCGUCCCAGAAACAGAGCAACAAGGUGGUUGCGCAUGCUGAUCUAACUUAUUCAUGUCAAAACUCGUGCUUAACUUUAUUCGAUGUGAUUCUCGUCUUUUAGGCUGUUUUUCAUAGCCACUCUUUUGUAUGCUCUGCUCUGUAUACUGCUAUGUUCUGAAGAUUGAGUUGGGAUUGAUUCCCUUUCCGUUUCGAGUCGUUAACCAGGGUUAUUUAACCUGGAUAUCUUGUAAUCCUUUUGUUUUGACACCGAUAUUUUGAGUUUUGAGAGACUUAUGUCGUCUUCUUCAGAAUUUUACAAAACCAUAAUUUAUAUAGCUGAAUUGGCCUAUUUCUUUUUUCGGGUUAUGUAAAUUAGUAAUUACUAAAUUGGGAUCAGUGUGAAUGCAAUUUUACUCUUUGGCAUAU
Molecule: messenger RNA, 1288 nt
Organism: Erythranthe guttata (spotted monkey flower)
Lineage: Eukaryota; Viridiplantae; Streptophyta; Magnoliopsida; Lamiales; Phrymaceae
Product: ras-related protein Rab7
Cellular component (GO): vacuolar membrane
Molecular function (GO): GTP binding; GTPase activity
Source: RefSeq, a predicted model, not a curated record